Cuscuta epithymum is the source of this 1003-nucleotide messenger RNA. Lineage: Eukaryota; Viridiplantae; Streptophyta; Magnoliopsida; Solanales; Convolvulaceae. The record is from the annotation of a GenBank genome assembly.
AAAGAAGCAGGAAAGCAAAUGUUGUUAAUGAAAAAGAUGAAAAAGGUGUAAGCAUAAAGCAAGGGAACGGAUGAGGGAGGAAUAAGAGAGAGAAUAUGAGAAAUCAGCAGAAAAAGAAGUAGGAACGUAAGAUCGGCAACACAUCAUAGCAGCGGAAAAGAAGAAAUUUGCCUGGACGGUACUUACGGUACAGCCGGUUGUAAGAUAUACGGACUCCUCAAAUUGAACUCUAGAGUACAUCCAAGUAUAGCCACUAAUGGCCGCCGAUAAAGAUUAGAUAGAUAGCUUCUUGCUUUCUCUUUACCACAGAGAGGUUGUAGAUAUAGAACCCAAUGUCGGGAGCUUGUAUUGCUUCGUCUUCAACUUGCUGGGGCCUCACUGGAAAGUUCAGGAAUCUCAAUGUUAAUUCCACUCCUUCAAACGCUUCUUUCCCGAGCUUCUCAGCCAACACUUCUCUCAACCUCUUCUCAAAAGGUGCCGUUAAGUUGAUGCCCUUGCAAAGACCAAUUCGUCGGUCGAUUGUGUGCGAAGCUGAGUCGAAGCAGAAGGCGGAUUCGGCGUCUAAAAGGGCGCGGCAAGCUGAGAAAAGGCGCAUUUACAACAGAGCGCACAAAUCAGAGAUUAAAACUCGAAUGAAGAAGGUGUUAGAAGCAUUAGAUGUAUUAAGGAAGAAGGAAGAUGCGCAGCAAGACGAAGUUGUUAGUGUGGAGAAAUUGAUUGGAGAUGCAUAUUCUGUAAUUGACAAAGCUGUGAAGGUGGGAACCCUCCACAGGAACACAGGUGCAAGGAGGAAGUCUCGACUUGCGAGGCGAAAGAAAGCCGUCGAGAUUCAUCAUGGUUGGUAUGUCCCUGCCAUACCAGAUUCAGUUGUAGUCUCUUGACUGUAGGAAGAAAUAGACGAGCCUUGUUUUAUUUAUUCCCUCAACCACCUGAAUGGCUGAAUAUAGACAUUGUAUCUUUCCAUGAAAUCUUGUAGUCUAUAUAUCUGCUUUUGUUUUGCUUU